GUACAUACGUCGUCAUCACGCAGCGUCCCGCUAAGCGUGCGCCGAUACCAUUGCGCAAACGAACAAGGAACGCGAGCGAAUCGUGCUCAGCGCCGGUGACAAAUCGGUGAGGUAUCGGCGCUACGGUGGCGACUGCACUAGGCGACUGUGGUAAGGAGUGCGAGAACUGGCGAAGAGGCGCGGAGACGAGGCGAGACGAGGCGAGAACAGCCGAAAUGGAGGAGAGUCAAACAUCGGAAAGUGUCGCCGUGCUACCGGACAUGUCCGAACCGUUGACGAGCGAGACCGAGGAGGCGGCUACGCUGACGAGUGAGCACGAGGCACAUCCUGUCGCGGUCACGGCGAGUGUCACUACGGUAUCAGGUGUUCCGGGCGUACCCGGGGUCGGCGUACCAGUCUCUCUUCCUGUGGGCUCCAUCAUCGGCGUAGCGAACUCGACCAAUGGCACGACUUUCAACGUCAUCACCUCGGAUCAACUGCAGCUGCCAGGUUCGGGACAGUUCAAGCAGAUGCUAUGUGUCGAUAACGGGUUUAUUUGUGAAUCACGUCAUGACAAAGAUUCAGAUCCUCUACGUUGGAAUGGUGAGCUGAAAGCGACUCAUAUAGUGAUUCAGAACAGCACAGAUGAAACGGAAUCAGAGCAAAUACAUGUAUCCACACCCAGUUCUCAACCGAUAUAUAACUGGUCAGAUUCGGCAAAUUUAGCAGUGCUUCCUAUCAGAUGUAAAAACACAAAUGCGGAGUUGCACAAAAAUAGAUUCGGAUCUGGUGGUAGGGGACGAUGUAUUAAACUCGGCUCGGAUUGGUACACACCUAGCGAGUUUGAGGCUCUCUGCGGUAGAGCAUCCAGCAAAGAUUGGAAACGAAGUAUUCGAUUUGGCGGAAGAAGUUUGCAAACUCUUAUUGACGAACAAAUUUUAAAGCCUCACGCCACUUCUUGCACUUGCGCAGCGUGUUGUGAUGACGAAAGUGCGACAGGACCAGUUCGCCUUUUUACUCCGUACAAACGUCGGAAAAGACCUAAGGAUUCAUCAGAUGGAGAGACUCCCUCACGUAAGCACAAAAUCGAGAAUUCACGAGAUGGUAGUAAUAACGAUGAUAGUGGCGACGAGGUUGUUGUGCCUGACAAAGAGGUUUGGCCGCAAUUUGUUUCUACGGAUGGAUUAGUUGUACAGCAACCCCAAGAACAGGAUACGGUGCAGAAUGCGCAUCAAACAGAAAACAGUCAAAGCGAUGAAGUUUUUAAAAAAUUGGAUGAAAUGUCAAACAAAAUGAUAAAGUUGGCUUAUGAAUUUAGACGUAUUUUGGAAGAAGCGAAGGAGUUAAAUAGGCAGCAGAGAAGGGAGCAGGCAUUGGUUGCGCAACUUGGAGGAAGGGCAGAUGUCAUCGAAACUGUUGGAUUACAACCAGCAUCCGAUUCACAUAACAAGAAGUGUGCCAACUGUAAUAGAGAAGCGUUUGCAGAAUGCUCUUUAUGCAGACGUACGCCGUAUUGUUCCACGUUUUGCCAGCGUAAAGACUGGGGUAGCCACCAGAUAGAAUGUGUGAGGGGUGCGGCCGAAACCGUGAUGCUCAUAGUCGAAAGCGGCAACGGGGAUACGAGCGCUCUUCCAACGACUGCGACAGAUCAAUAGCUAGUAUUUCUUACACCGAUUCAAAAGAUUGCAGAAAACGAAGAAUCUGAGGAUGUAGAAACAUUGAAAUUCAAAGAAGAG
Molecule: messenger RNA, 1715 nt
Organism: Acromyrmex echinatior (Panamanian leafcutter ant)
Lineage: Eukaryota; Metazoa; Arthropoda; Insecta; Hymenoptera; Formicidae
Gene: Deaf1
Product: deformed epidermal autoregulatory factor 1
Biological process (GO): regulation of transcription by RNA polymerase II
Cellular component (GO): nucleus
Molecular function (GO): DNA-binding transcription factor activity, RNA polymerase II-specific; DNA binding
Source: RefSeq, a predicted model, not a curated record